UGGAACAUGAUAAACCUAAUUUAAUGAGCCAUAGAAAACCUUUAAAAAAAUGAUGAAAGUGGUCAUUUUAAGACGGAUUUCAAGAUUAGUCAUUUCAUGCUUGCUUCAUUAUUCAUGGAGCAGAAUUUGUUAACUCCCCAGAAAGAUUCGUCCCGAAGGCCACCUCCUAACUUCCGAGUGAGGAGGUGAAAUACUGAAAUGGAUGAAUCCUCUGCAGCAGCUGAUUCGUUCGAGAAUGGCAGAUACAAAUACAUACACGAUAUUCACAAGGGCCCACCUGAAGCCAUAGACGUUCAUCGCAUUGUUCUCCAAAGAAGCAGUCAAAAGAAGCUCUUAAUUUUCUGCUUCCUUGCUUUGCUUCUCUUCGCAAGUCCUCCCUUCUUCUUCUUUGUUCAACAGCUUAAUUUACUUACCACACUUCCAUGGAGUCUGCUUCUGGGUGGAUUGUUUGUCAGACUGUUAUCGCAGAAGCUGGUUAAGAAAGAGUCUGUUAUCAUCCUGCCAGCUUUUGGGGUUCAGCUUGAGGCUCAGUAUGGAAGUGGAAGAACCAUUCGCCGCUUUGUUCCCAUUAGCAAGAUCUUGAAACCUGUGCUGAAUGAGUGUGUGACCCCAGUUACUUGUUACUGGAGCCUAGCCCUGAUUAUACGUGGAGAAGAAGAACUCAUGUUGGUUUUUAAGGAACUCUAUCCACCUGUAAAAAUGUUAGUGCCCAUCUGGAAGGCUAUCUGUGCUGCUAUUGAUGUUGAGGAAACAUGACAGCGGUCCCAUUACACUUUUGGAACUCCAGAAACAGCUCUUAACUCUCUAAUUUAUAUGUAUUUUUGGUCUAGAGAAAACUAUGAAUACCUUUUCAGUUGUUUACUCCCCUUCGGUGGACAGAAUAUGCUAAUCAUGUUCUUUGGUAUGCAUAGAAUGUUUCCUGUGAAGGAAAGGAAUGGCUGCGUUAAUCUUUAUGCCUCUUUAAGGCAAUUAAUGCAUCGAGUAUCUGCUUCCUCUGAA
This is a messenger RNA of Coffea eugenioides, 999 nucleotides long. RefSeq lists its product as uncharacterized. NCBI's taxonomy places the organism in Eukaryota, Viridiplantae, Streptophyta, Magnoliopsida, Gentianales, Rubiaceae. Gene Ontology annotation, biological process: GPI anchor biosynthetic process. The record is from RefSeq and is a predicted model, not a curated record. Gene Ontology annotation, cellular component: glycosylphosphatidylinositol-N-acetylglucosaminyltransferase (GPI-GnT) complex. The transcript is spliced from 5 exons. The coding region runs from base 199 to 756 and encodes 185 amino acids.